ACUCCUGGACCAUGCACCCCUGCGUCUCCCUGCUCGGCCACAGGCAAGGACUCAAUUUCUUGAGCUGAGAGCUAAAACGUGGUGACUUUUCUUCUCCCCGACAACUGAAUCAUGCCAUGUGCCCAGAGGAGCUGGCUUGCAACCUUCUCGGUGGUGGCUCAGCUUCUGAACUUGGGGGGCCUAUGCCUUGGGACAUACCCUCAGCCAGACCAGGUGCGCUUCCGCUUCCGGGACAGCAGGCAAGAGCAUGUCCUCAAGGCCCUGCCCGAAUACCACGUGGUGGCCCCUGUCCAAGUAGAUGCCAGCGGUCACUUUCUGUCCUAUGGCUUGCACCACCCCUUCACCAGCAGCAGGAGGAAGAGAGACUUGGAUGGCUCAGAGGACCGAGUGUACUACAGAAUUUCACAUGAGGAGGAGGACCUGUUUUUUAACUUGACGGUCAAUCGGGGAUUUCUUUCCAAAAGCUACUUCGUGGAGAGGAGAUACGGGAACCUCUCUCAUGUUAAGAUGGUGGCUUCCUCGGGCCCCCCCUGCCAUCUCAGGGGCACGGUUCUGCAGCAGGGCACCAGAAUCGGCACUGCAGCCCUCAGUUCCUGCCAUGGACUGACUGGAUUUUUCCAUCUACCACAUGGAGACUUUUUUAUUGAGCCUGUCCAAAAGCAUCCCCUGGCUGAGGGAGAGUACCACCCACACAUCGUUUACAGGAGGCAGAGGCAGAGAGUUCCAGACGUGAAGGAGCCAACCUGUGGAUUAAAGGACAGCCUUGGCGCUUCCCAGAAGCUAGAGUUACAGCGAGAGAAGUGGGAGAGGAAGACCUUGCCAAGCAGAAGCCUCUCCCGGCGUUCCAUCAGCAAAGAGAGGUGGGUGGAGACGCUGGUUGUGGCUGACACGAAGAUGAUUGAGUAUCAUGGGAGCGAGAACGUGGAGUCCUAUAUCCUCACCAUCAUGAACAUGGUCACUGGGUUGUUCCAUAACCCAAGCAUUGGCAAUGCAAUUCACAUUGUUGUGGUUCGGCUCAUUCUACUUGAAGAAGAAGAGCAAGGAUUGAAAAUAGUGCACCAUGCAGAGAAGACACUGUCCAGCUUCUGUAAGUGGCAGAAGAGCAUCAAUCCCAAGAGUGACCUCAAUCCUGCCCAUCACGAUGUGGCCGUCCUUCUCACCAGAAAAGACAUCUGUGCUGGCGUCAAUCGCCCCUGUGAGACCCUGGGUCUGUCUCACCUGUCAGGAAUGUGCCAGCCUCACCGCAGUUGUAACAUCAAUGAAGACUCCGGCCUCCCUCUGGCUUUCACGAUCGCCCAUGAGCUCGGACACAGCUUUGGCAUCCAGCACGACGGGAAAGAAAAUGACUGUGAGCCCGUGGGCAGGCACCCAUACAUCAUGUCGCGCCAGCUCCAGUACAAUCCCACCCCGCUGACGUGGUCCAAGUGCAGCAAGGAGUACAUCACCCGCUUCCUGGACCGAGGUUGGGGGUUCUGUCUUGAUGACAUCCCCCAAAAGAAAGGCUUGAAGUCCAAGGUCAUUGCCCCUGGAGUGAUCUAUGAUGUUCACCACCAAUGCCAGCUGCAGUAUGGCCCCAAUGCUACCUUCUGCCAGGAAGUAGAAAAUGUUUGUCAGACACUGUGGUGCUCGGUGAAAGGUUUUUGUCGCUCAAAGCUGGACGCUGCUGCAGAUGGGACACGAUGUGGUGAGAAGAAGUGGUGUAUGGCUGGCAAGUGUAUCACUGUCGGGAAGAAACCAGAGAGCAUUCCCGGAGGCUGGGGCCGCUGGUCACCCUGGUCUCACUGCUCUCGGACCUGUGGGGCCGGAGCCCAGAGUGCAGAGAGGCUCUGCAACAACCCUGAACCAAAGUUUGGAGGGAAGUACUGCACUGGAGAAAGAAAACGCUAUCGCUUAUGCAACGUCCACCCCUGCCGCCCAGAGGCACCAACAUUUCGGCAGAUGCAGUGCAGUGAAUUUGACACUGUUCCCUACAAGAAUGAAUUCUACAACUGGUUUCCAGUUUUUAAUCCAGCACACCCCUGUGAGCUCUACUGCCGACCCAUAGAUGGCCAGUUUUCCGAGAAAAUGCUGGAUGCUGUCAUUGAUGGAACCCCUUGCUUUGAAGGCGGCAACAGCAGAAAUGUCUGUAUUAAUGGCAUAUGUAAGAGGGUUGGCUGUGACUAUGAGAUCGAUUCCAACGCCACAGAGGAUCGCUGCGGAGUGUGCCUUGGGGACGGCUCUGCCUGCCAGACCGUGAGAAAGAUGUUUAAACAGAAAGAAGGAUCUGGUUAUGUUGACAUCGGACUGAUUCCAAAAGGAGCAAGGGACAUACGGGUAAUGGAGGUGGAGGGAGCUGGAAAUUUUCUGGCCAUCAGGAGUGAAGACCCUGAAAAAUAUUACCUCAAUGGAGGAUUUAUUAUCCAGUGGAAUGGGAACUACAAGCUGGCAGGGACCAUCUUUCAAUAUGACAGGAAAGGAGACCUGGAGAAACUGAUGGCUACAGGUCCCACCAAUGAGUCGGUGUGGAUCCAGCUUCUAUUCCAGGUGACUAACCCUGGGAUCAAGUAUGAGUACACAAUCCGGAAAGAUGGCCUUGACAAUGACGUGGAGAAGCUGGUAUACUUCUGGCAGUAUGGCCGCUGGACAGAGUGCAGUGUGACAUGUGGAACAGGUAUCCGCCGCCAGACUGUCCAUUGCAUGAAGAAGGGCCAUGGGAUGGUGAAAGCUACGUUCUGUGACCCAGAGACCCAGCCCAAUGGGAGACAGAAGAAGUGCCAUGAAAAGGAUUGUCCACCCAGGUGGUGGGCAGGGGAGUGGGAAACAUGUUCGGCAACUUGUGGGCCCCACGGAGAGAAGAAGCGAACGGUGCUGUGCAUCCAGACCAUGGGCUCUGAUGAGCAAGCUCUCCCGGCUAAAGACUGUCAGCACCUGCUGAAGCCCAAGAGUCUCCUUUCCUGUAACAGAGACAUCUUGUGUCCAUCGGACUGGACAGUAGGCAACUGGAGUGAGUGUUCUGUGUCCUGUGGUGGCGGAGUGCGGAUUCGCAGUGUCACGUGUGCCAAGAACAAUGAUGAGCCUUGUGAUGUGACGAGGAAACCCAACAGCCGAGCUCUCUGUGGCCUCCAGCAAUGCCCGUCUAACCGGCGAGUUCUGAGACCCCCCAAAGGCAUGAUUUCCCAUGGGAAAAAAUUACCUACAUCUGAGCAAGACCACUUGAAACCAACGACACCCAAUCCCAGAAUGCUGACCAUACCCAUGGUUCCUGAGCCUGUGAGCACAAGUUCUCUGGCACUCAGCAGCCCUAGUCCUACCACAGCCUCCGAAGAAGGAGACCUAGGUGGGAAAUGGUGGCAGGAUAGUUCAACCCAGACUGAACUGGACUCCCAUGAUGUCAUUUCCUCUGGAAGUACUUCCCAGCCCACCCUCACUUCCUGGUCUCUGAGUAUCCAGCCCAAUGAAGAGAAUGUUUCCAAAUCGGCCCCUGGUCCUACCUCAGAGGGAAACCUUUUAGCCACAACAAUGAGUGGUUCUCAUUUGUCAUCUUCCAGCAACCCUGUGACUUGGCACCUGACUCCAUUUUAUACUUUGACCAAAGAGCCAGAAAUGGAUCUUCACAGUGGCUCAGGAGAAGACAGUGAACAACCUGAAAACAAAAAUGAAAACAGCUCUAUAAUAUGGACCAAGACCAGGGGACAUGAAAAUGAUGCUUCAGUGGAAAGAAGUACAGAAAUGCCACUUGGACCUCUGCCAACACCUUAUCUUUGGGGGAUUUCCUUGCGGUCACCUUUCAGCACAGUGGCAGAAGGACUGCUACCCACCCAAAGGCCCACUAUUCUCAAAAAUGGUACACCCAGAGCCGAGGGGAUGGUCACUGAAAAGCCAGCUAACACUCCACUCCCUUUGGGAGGAGACCAUCUGCCAGCACCCUCAGAAAAGCUGAUAAACCACAACCUCCCAGAACUUUCAAGCAACAUGAAUCUAACACAUACUUCUAGACCAGUCCUGACUGAGGAAGAUGCAACAAGUCUGAUUGCUGAGGGGUUUUUGCUGAAUGCCUCCCAUUACAAGGAGCUGUCAACGGGCCACAGCACGGCGCGCUGGAUUGUUGGAAACUGGAGUGAGUGCUCCACCACCUGUGGGCUCGGGGCCUACUGGCGCCAUGUGGAGUGCAGCACCCAGGUGGAUUCCGACUGUGCUGCCAUUCGGAGGCCUGACCCCACGAAGAGAUGCCACCUCCGCCCGUGUGCCAGAUGGAAAGUGGGAAACUGGAGCAAGUGCUCCAGGAACUGCAGCGGGGGCUUCCAGAUCCGGGAGAUUGAGUGUGUGGACAGCAAGAACCACCGGAGCCUGAGGCCGUUUCACUGCCAGUUCCUGGCCGGCGUUACUCCCCCACUGAGUACAAGUUGUAACAUGGAGCCCUGCGAGGAGUGGCGUGUGGAGCCCUGGAGCCAGUGUUCCAGGUCCUGUGGAGGUGGGGUCCAGGAGAGGAGAGUGACUUGUCCGAGAGACCUCUGUAAUUGGGUGAAAAGGCCUGCAUCUACUGCCCUCUGCAACAGGCACCCUUGUUGUCACUGGGCCACUGGAAACUGGGACCUGUGCAGCGCUUCCUGUGGAGGUGGCUUUCAGAAGAGGGCUGUCCGUUGUGUCUCCUCAGAGGACAAUCAAUCUGAAGACCAAGACCUAUGCCGAUGUGAUCACGAACCCAAACCUCUGGAAUUCCAAAAAUGCAACCAGCAGGCCUGCAAGAAGAGUGCUGAUGUGCUUUGCAUCAAGGACAACUUAUCAGCCAGUUUCUGCCAGACACUGAAAACCUUUCAAAAAUGUUCUGUGCCUACUGUGCGGGCUCAGUGCUGCUUCUCCUGCUCCCAGACCUAUGUCAGUCAUACCCGAAGGCCAAGAAAGCCACAGUUGCUCAAAACCCCCAAAGCAUUCUAAGUCCAGGAGGAAGCCACCCGCCACCAUAGACUGCCACAGCCUGCUGACAGUGACCUGUCCUAGCCCCACGGACCACUUCAUGGUUUCACACUGUGCAUUUCAGGUCCAACUUUGGGUCAUAACAAAACAAAAUCCAUUGUGUUCCAUUGGCAACAAAAUGUCCUUUGCAGGAGGUGUGGGACUGUGACACUCGAUGCUCCCUGAUAGACAAGCGAGAUACCCAGGAGAAUUAGGCAUCUCCUGGGCUCAGCUCCUGGGAAAGUUGCCAAAUUAGGCAAGUCUGUGAAAUGAUGUCUUUUUUUCCUCCUCAAAGAGAAAAACAAAGAGACCAGAUUUUUCCCAGACUACCUCAAACGUAUCAGGAAACAGAGCCACAUUUAUCCAGGGAAAAAAGAAUCUUGUUAAUUGACCUUGGUAGAAUCAUCUUUUAUUUUUUCUUUCUUUCUGCUGGGAGCAACUGCUGUUUAAAAUGUCAUGGGAGAGCUUUUAGGAACAUUCCUUUAAUUCAUCCAGGCAAAGGACCACUUUCUUCACCAAGUAUUCAACUAGGGAGGAAGAGAAAGUACUGGCUACAUCUUUUAGUCUGUCCCUAAUCCCUGUAGACUCCAUAUCUGUCUGGGCUGUUCAGACUCCCAUGCCUACCUAGAGAUACUAGAAUAAGAGGAAAUGAGCAGAAACGGUAGGAUUUAGUAAACCUAAGGGAUUUAAGUUAGUCAUACAGAAGACAUUUCUAACCUGCAGAUAAUUUCUAUGAGACCUCUUCAAAAGCAAAGGAACAGAAAUCAAUUUCUUGCUAAUACACUUGAUACUUGAACAAUACGCGUUUGAACUGCAUGGGUCCACUUACACGUAAAUUUUUUUCAAUUAAUAGCUGAACUGUUUUCCAGCCACACUUUGGCAGUCUGUGGAUAUGGAGGGCAGACUGUAUGUGUUGAUCUAUGCCAUUUUAUGUAAGGGACUUAAGCAUCCACAGAUUUUGGUAUCUAUGGGGUGGUGAUGGUCUGGGAACCAAAACCCCACAGAUACCAAGGGGCAACUUACCUUUUGGGUAAUCAAAAGUUACAUGCAGAUUUUCAAGUGCAUGAGGUUUGGCAAACCCGCAUUGUUCAAGGAUCAACUAUAUAAGAAAGGGAAAGUGGGCCUUUAUUCUUCCCACUUUCUUGGGAAAUAUCCAUUCCUUUGUAGAAGAACAAAUGACCCUUCCUGUCUCACUUUCCCUUUCCAGCAUAUUCCCUGCCUGAGUCAUCAGCUCAGGCUUCUGAACCAUCUUUUCACUGCUGGGGGUUUACAUACAACUGCUAUAGCCUGGUCCAUGGAUGCAACCUCCCACCUAACCCCAGGUGGGAAAAUGGAGCUCCAGAUUAAAAUAUUUCAAAGAACCUGGUAAAUUGUAUUAAGCACAAGAACUUAUUAACACAACUUCUAGUCUCAAGAAAAGAAAAAAAUAUAUAGAGAUUUCUCAAAAGUAAGGUAAAGAUGACCUAGUUCCCAGUCCACCCAGUAGUUACACUUUUUCCUUGAGGGGAACAGGUCAGUCAGGAGGAGUCAAAAAAACUGAAACAGAUGUUAGAAGGCUUAUUCUGGAUCUUGCCACCACCCAUCAAGAGCCAAAGUAAGCUGUGGUCUCAAAUUCAAGGCAAAUUUCCUGGUAUCUAAGGGGAGGAAUUCACAUGAAUUGAACCCAGAGAGAGAGGGCGGUGGGUGGAGCCUCGAGGGGAAGAAGCCCACAGAUCCGCUCUUGGGAGGCAGGGGUGUGGCCUUCAUGUAACGGGCAGCAUAUUUUCAGACUCAUUCACAGGUACAGUUAAUAUUCACCGUGGAGGGCAGUGUCCCAUAUCUCCUUUGGAAUUAUCUAUCCAUUCAGCAGAAUGGUGCUACUGAAAAAUGGUGCUAAUACCUAGAUGGUGGCAGAACAAAUGUAAACAUAAUAAACAGAUGUACAGGUGGGCAAGUCCAUAGACAUCUUCUGUUAAGUGUGUAGUGGUGUUGCUGGCCAAUGCCAGUUCUACUGCUUGGAUCCCAGAAGCUUAAGAUUUUUAUAUUAUGUGCUUUUAUUGUUUUCUAAGUCAUCAAUGUAUAUUCUUCUGAUCCAUUUCUGUGGAAUAUAAAACACUGGGAUUGGGAGGAAGUUUAUGAUAGAACAGAAACAAGAGGGAAGUAGAAAUGUUUACCUAAAGCCAGGGAAUUUAUUUCUAGAUAAGAAUUACACUCUUGUAUUCUCUGUCUUCAAAUAUAAACAUUGUUGGCUGAUGACAAUCUCUGGUGAAAUAAUGGUUUGAGAGACAAGAUGCUUAAGUUGUUAGUGAAGGGGAACCUAAUUUUUUUCUAAUGAGGCAAUUCGCAGACUGUCUCUGAAGUAUCGUGUAGACUUUCAAAGGGAUUAAUUUAGUAAACUGGAUGGACUUAACCUGUACUGUACUAUCAUAGGGUUAUGCACAUCAUCAUGACCAGUCUUACAAAACUCAGGAACAGACUCAGCUUCCUACUGACCUCAGCAAACUAGGCCGGAUUUCCCAAUACACCAAAUGUUAUUUAUGACCCAUGUGGCUAAGAUGGUAGAAAUGUAGGGACGGCCUAGCCAGGUGCUCAUUCUAGGCCUUUCUCCAGUUUCUCAAAGGCAGAAUAUCGGCCUCUAGUCAUGCCUCAUAGACACGCACUUCCUGUAUUGAGGCUGUGUUGCGAGACAGUUGUGUGGGUUUGGACAGGUCGCUGUGCUUGUAAUAAGAGAGGGGCCUCCGAUGAACCAGGAGACUCUGACGGCAAGAACAUAGAUGGUGUCUUCACCAUUUCUUUGAUGCUCUAAGGAGCCAACAUGAAGCAGCAUUUUUUGGCUUAUUUCAUCUAUGUCCUCCUUCCUUGACAACUUGAACAAGCAAGUGAGAAGCACAGCAAGAGACACUGGAUACACAUUUGUCAUGAGCCAGAGAAGGCUGCCACAGGGCCUGGUGCUCAAACAAAUCAAGGAUCUCAAACCCAGUUUUGUUUACAUUGCCUUUCACAGGGGUAGAGUUCUCUCUUCCCUGAAAAGUUGUGGGUUAAUUUAAUUCUUGAACAUCGAAACAUAAUUCAACAACGUGAGAAAACAAUACUUCAAGAGACUAAACAGUGAGUACUUCUCUAAAAUAGGAAAUCAUUUUGUGAUACAAACACUUGCUUCUUUGUAGGAAUGACUUGCUUUCCAAUGGGUUUGCUUAAACAAGAGCGCACCUCUAGCCACUCCCUGGACAGACAAGUCCCCACGUAGUGGAUCAUCCCAAUGUGAUGCUUUCAGAUAUUUAGUGAAUGUUUUUGAUAACUUACAUCAAGUUGCAGAAACACAAGUUGAGGGGCUUAUCUUGUUUCACAUCACAAUUUCCCAAUCAAUUAGCUCAAAUCCUCCAAACUCUGAAAGCUACACAUUGCCACCCCAGAGAUUUCAGGUCUCAGUUCUUCUCCCCUCUGACUUGAAGAUGAAGUCCUGGUAUGCAGUGCAUGGUGAUUCACUUUCAAGAGAGAUCAAAUGAUGAACUGCCUGGUGCUACAACUUAGCCAAUGUAUUUGAUGCUACUCCUGGUUUUUGUAUUGCUAAUUCAAAUAUUAUUGUUAUUAGUAUUAUUAUUUUAAGUUAUAUUACUAAUAAAAAAAUACGGUUGGGGAAGCACUAUUCUACCUAUCAUUGCCCUCCAAAUUGGUUGUAUGAUUUGAUGUACAUGGCCCAACCCACUGCCCUCCCUGCAUCUCUGCUGCUUUGCCAGGCCCAGCCUCAAGGGGUGCCUCACUGGGUACUUCAGUAUUUAAA
Molecule: messenger RNA, 8692 nt
Organism: Rhinolophus ferrumequinum (greater horseshoe bat)
Lineage: Eukaryota; Metazoa; Chordata; Mammalia; Chiroptera; Rhinolophidae
Gene: ADAMTS12
Product: ADAM metallopeptidase with thrombospondin type 1 motif 12
Exons: 24
Coding region: 112-4914 (1600 amino acids)
Biological process (GO): extracellular matrix organization; proteolysis
Cellular component (GO): extracellular matrix
Molecular function (GO): metalloendopeptidase activity
Source: RefSeq, a predicted model, not a curated record